Molecule: messenger RNA, 3665 nt
Organism: Radiomyces spectabilis
Lineage: Eukaryota; Fungi; Mucoromycota; Mucoromycetes; Mucorales; Radiomycetaceae
Product: Glutamate/Leucine/Phenylalanine/Valine dehydrogenase-domain-containing protein
Exons: 4
Coding region: 441-3524 (1027 amino acids)
Cellular component (GO): mitochondrion
Molecular function (GO): L-glutamate dehydrogenase (NAD+) activity
Source: RefSeq, a predicted model, not a curated record
CCUGUUUCCAUGAGCCGAUGGGAUUUCCUGUUAACCCCUUUGUACUCCAUAAGGAAAACGUGGAAAUAGACAAGGUUUGCGAUGGUUCCGGGGACCAAUAAUAAGAUUGAAAAAAUUGUGGUAAGCAAAUGCAUAGUGAUUGUUGCUCAUGUUUUCAUAUCAUGCCAUUUUUUUGGGUUGAAAUUUUUACUUGCAACGAACCACCCACUUCCAACAUGAGGCAAGCGAGCCAAUCAAAGGGUCGCUCUUUGUCUCUUUUUCUCACAAACUGAAAGUUUUAUUGUUUUGACUUUUGACGCACUGGACUCCUUAAUUUGUGAGUCAUUCGUUUGGUGGUUGCUAUGCGUCUAUAAAUAAGGACAUAUUUCGUUUACUUGCCACGAAACCGUAUUCGAUCCUACUUUCUCUUUUUUUUGACUUUCUGAAUUUUUCAUCGGCCCAUGACCGGCGCUUUACUCCAACCUACUGCGACGGGUACUUUACCCUCCAAUUGUCACACGAUUGAAGACAUAUGCGGCUACAACACCAACGUAUUUGCCGGUAAAAACGAGCAAAUGGGGGAAGUGUGUGCGUAUUUGGAAAAAACGGGCUUCCUUCCUCCGUCGUUGGUAGAAAACGAAGUAUCCUGGUUCUACGGUAACCUAGGUAUUGAUGAUUAUUAUUUUGCCUUGGAGUCCGUGGAAACCAUUGCCAAUCAUAUCAUGGCAUUGUAUGGCGCCAAGAUUCUCGCUUACACCAAGAACGAGAACGUGUUGGAUAUCAACCUCGAAAAGGAAUCCGAAGACUCGUCCAUUUAUAUUCAUUCCUCAAGACCUGGUGUGUCCCAAGUCAAAGGACCUCAAUGCGAGAAAAGAAUUGACGAAAAGUACCUUGAUACGUCUUUGCCUUCACAAGCUUACCGUGUGGAGUCUUAUCGAUCGACUGGUACGGUUUCUUCCAAUCUAACGUCGCAGCUGCGUUGUUACUUUGUGACCAAGUGCCAAUUUGUGAAUGCCACGCCUACUCCCGAGGAAGAGGGCGACAUUCGUCAAGUCGCCGAUCAAACCUUCCUGCAAAAAGCCAAUGCACAUACCUUGAAAGUCUACGAAGCCGUGAUGCGCAAUGUGCUUCAACGUACAGGUCCUGUCAUUGAGAUGUAUGAAGUUCAAGGAAGCCGCGAACGCCGAUUGAUCAUCGGAUACCGCCAACGCAGCACCCAAGGAUUCCUUUCCGCCAUGUCCGAUUUGUACCACUACUAUGAACUGUUUUCGGCACGCAAAUAUGUUGAACAAUUUUCCAAUGGUGUCACGAUUAUGGGCCUGUACUUGAACCCAUUGCCCCAUUCGAAGGCUGUGCCUAUUGAACAUUCCAUUUACCAGGUGAUGAAGGAAACUUCACUGUUAUACUGCUUGCCAAAGACGCCGCUUCAGCAGUUUUUCAAGACCAACAAAUUAUCGGUGCAAGAAACAGUGUAUGGUUAUGUGGGAUGGAUAUUUGCGCAGCAUUUCUUGAACCGACUUGGAAAGGAGUACACGAGCUUGAUGGAUAUUCUGGAUCGCAACAACCCUAUCCAUGAAGAAAUUCUCUCCAAGAUGAAAAAGCGGCUCCGUCAGGAUACAUUCACUCGCGAGUACAUUCUCGAUAUCAUCAAGAUGUAUCCCGAUCUCAUCAAAUUGCUCUAUGUCAAUUUUGCCACGGUGCACUACGUCAACCAGCGUGAAGCUUCCUUGCAACCUACCAUUUCAUACCAGCGGCUAAGCAACGUGGAACAUUUGACGGAUGACCAGUUACUGAAAAAGAUCAAAGCUGUCACUUGCAACAGCCAUGAACAGCUUGUGUUUGAAGCGUUCCUUACUUUUAACAAGCAUGUGCUCAAGACCAACUUUUACCAGACUACCAAGGUCGCCCUUUCCUUCCGGCUGGAUCCCAGUUUCCUGCCAGAGAUCGAGUAUCCCAACAAGUUGUAUGGCAUGUUUCUCGUGAUUGGUUCUGAAUUCCGAGGUUUCCAUCUUCGUUUCCGUGAUGUGGCGCGUGGCGGUAUCCGAAUCAUCCGCUCGCGCAACCCUGAAGCUUAUUCCAUCAAUUUGCGCACGCUUUUCGAUGAAAACUACGCUCUGGCAGCAACCCAGCAGCGCAAAAAUAAGGACAUUCCCGAAGGCGGCUCUAAGGGCACGAUUCUGCUCGAUAUCAGCCAGCAAGAUAAACCCGUCGUGGCUUUCGAAAAGUACGUGGAUUCCAUCCUCGAUCUCUUGAUUGCUGGUCAAAGCCCGGGGAUCAAGGAACCUUUGGUGGAUCUGACGGGUAAACCUGAAAUCUUAUUCUUUGGGCCCGACGAAGGCACGGCCGACUACAUGGAUUGGGCCUCCCAACACGCUCGUCGUCGUAACGCCAGCUUCUGGAAAGCCUUCACUACCGGUAAAAGUCAGUCGUUGGGCGGUAUUCCACACGAUCUGUAUGGUAUGACGACUCGAUCGGUGCACCAGUACGUGCUUGGCAUCUACCGUACCUUUGAUCUGAAUGAAGAAGAAUGCACCAAGGUACAGACUGGUGGCCCCGAUGGCGAUCUGGGAUCCAACGAGAUCAAGAUCUCCAAGGACAAGACCAUUGCCGUUGUUGAUGGUUCCGGUGUGCUGUACGAUCCCCAGGGUAUCCAUCGGGAGGAAUUGACUCGACUUGCGCACCAACGUGUCAUGAUCAGCAACUUUGACACCAGCAAAUUAUCCGAUCAAGGGUUCCGUGUUCUGGUCGACGAGCAAAACGUGACGCUUCCCGAUGGCACGAUUGUAGAAAACGGGCUGUCUUUCCGCAACACAUUCCACAUCCACCCAUUGGCAUCGGCGACUGUGUUUGUGCCUUGCGGUGGCCGGCCUGAAUCGGUGGACCUGAACAACGUGCAGAGCCUUUUGAACCAGAACGGUAAUCCUUUGUACAAGUAUAUUGUGGAAGGCGCGAAUCUGUUCUUCACUCAGGAAGCGCGCUUGCGGUUGGAAAAGGCGGGCAUUGUGAUAUUCAAGGAUGCUUCAGCCAACAAAGGUGGCGUUACCUCGUCUUCUUUGGAAGUAUUGGCCGCCCUGGCUUUCAGUGAUCCCGAAUUUGAAGAACACAUGUGCGUCAAAGAUAACCAGAUUCCGGAAUUUUAUGAAGCCUAUGUCAAGGAAGUGCAGAACAUCAUUGAACGCAACGCAGCGGUGGAAUUCAACGCCCUUUGGCGCGAACAUAAAAAGACAAAAACGCCUAUUUCGAUCUUGUCGGAUGAUCUUUCCACGGCCAUCGUCCAGCUGAAUGAGCAACUGCAACACACUGGCUUGUGGGAGAAUGUUCAACUCCGUGAAGCGGUUUUGAAGAAGGCCUUCCCUAGACUGUUACUAGAGAAACUUGGAUUGGAAACGCUGCUAAAACGAGUUCCUGAAAGUUACGUGAAAGCCAUCUUUGGUGCCUACCUUGCAUCCCAAUUUGUGUACAAAUACGGCAGCCAACCGGAUCAUUUCGCUUUCUUUGAAUUCAUGCGCGAAAACUACUAUACCGAAACAGAGAAUGCCGCCUGAACUUGAGAACAUGCAUGUCAUUUCCAAAAACAUUUCAUCCUUUCUUUUUUGUUAUCCUGAUCCAUUUUCAUAACCUCUAUUUUUUUUUGAAAGAAUAAUAAAAAGUCUUGUUACAAUUUACAGUAACCUAUUCAAACAGAA